GUGACAGGGUCAUAGUCCGCAGCCGGGAUGAGGCUAUCGGAGAAGCAUUAUGGUUAGUUCCUCAGUGACCGAAAAAUAUUGAAUCAGCCAAAAACCUCUCCAGUGUAAAAUACCAGACAUUUUCCCUCCCAGUUACUCCCCACCCUUCACAAUCAUGAAUAUUCCUUCAUCGAAGUUUAAAAAAUCCUCUCCAACAAUUAUCCACGAGCCUUGCGUUGUUGCUCCCUAAUUGAAACAAAUACUUCCCGUUACGAUGAGUCAAACGAUUCGAGUCAUUCUCCAUUGAUGACUCUGCCACGGUUUCCGCUAGUGAUGUGAAAAAACAUAUGAAAUCAGUGUAAAAGUGGUGAUUAGCUGAGCCUCUUUAAUGAAAAGAGCUAGUUUUACGCGGUGAUUUUCAUAAUAGAGCAACAACCCUACGGAAUCGCACGUGAAUAAAGAACACAGUAAUACAGUGAAAAAAUAAAUCAUCAAAAAAUUAUCAGGAAUCAGUAGUGAAAGAUCAUCAAACCGCAGAGGAUGACAGUGAAGAUUGUGCCAGUUUCCUUAUGGGAAACCAUUAAACUUCAUGUGCUAUCGUUUAUCUUCGGAGUUUAUUUGAUUGUUGUGCGACUUUUCAAGUGGGCAUGGGACCCCAAAAAGUUCUUUGGAAUGGUCCAGAGAGAUAAACCACCCCCUUUCAUGGUUGAUAAUAGCCUUGGAAAACAUUCCUAUGUGAAACUAAAGAGCAUUAAAUUGCAUUAUGUGGAGGCUGGAGAAAAAGAUAAACCCCUUGUUCUGCUGUUGCAUGGCUUUCCCGAUUGCUGGCUGUCUUGGAGAGAGCAAAUACCAGUUUUAUCGGAGCACUACAGGGUUGUGGCCCUAGACUUGAAGGGCUUCGGAGACAGCGACAAGCCCACCCACACAAAAUCCUAUAAGAUAGACGUUUUAAUCGAUGAACUGCAUCAAUUUAUUUUAACAUUUGGUGUGAGUCGGUGCAGUAUCAUUGGACAUGAUCUUGGUGGGCUCCUGGGGUGGUACAUGGCAGCUUUACACAGUGAUAUUAUUUAUAAAUUCGUGGUCAUAUCCAGUCCGCAUCCGAAUUAUUACUGGAGCGGGAUAAGUCGUAAUACUACUUUUGAUGAUAAAUGGAUGCACUUCAGUAGACUUCCAUUUCUACCUGAAAUGGAUGCACUUAAGGAAGAUUUAUCUGUGAUCAAUGAUACGUUCUCUCACCUCAAGAUUAAUCAGACAACAAGUGGAAAAAAUUAUGUUGAAGCGUAUAAAUAUGCUUUUAGUCGAACAGAGGAUUGGACUGGGCCGAUAAAUUACUAUCGAAAUUUACCCUUCAUGCGGCUCUACUCCAUCGAGCCCAUCAGCAAUCAGACUCUGUUGAUAGUCGGUAAUGCAGACCCCUCAGUGUCUUUGGAGAGUAUCAUUCAAAGCUCUGACCUCGUCGCGAGGUUUAACAUUAAAGUUAUCACCGGCGCUCAACAUUUUCCUCAUCAGGAAAAGCCAGAAAUGGUUAAUGAAGUUAUUUUGAAAUUUUUAAUAGGCAAACCUUCACCAUUGGAAAAAACUCCAUCAAAAGGAAUCGUCUCGACGUGGUUGGGUUCCCUGAGUAGUACAGUAAAAUAUGGAAACCAAGUACUCGAUGCUGUGCAGAAACGAACGAACGAUGUUGUAAGUGGUUUACCCAACAAAAUACACUAUCUAGGUCACACGACAACGUAACAGCCAGACCUAUUGUCAUGACUGCAACGUCUCCAGAGGUGAGACCAUUCAAAGGCUGGGCAAUGUCUACUCAUUAUUCGUUAAAUAAAAUAGAACAUUUUCACUUA
Messenger RNA from Diachasmimorpha longicaudata, 1820 nucleotides. Its product is annotated as epoxide hydrolase 4-like. The coding region runs from base 520 to 1713 and encodes 397 amino acids. The transcript has 6 exons. Gene Ontology annotation, molecular function: magnesium ion binding; lipid phosphatase activity. Lineage: Eukaryota; Metazoa; Arthropoda; Insecta; Hymenoptera; Braconidae. The record is from RefSeq and is a predicted model, not a curated record. Gene Ontology annotation, cellular component: peroxisome. Gene Ontology annotation, biological process: cholesterol homeostasis; phospholipid dephosphorylation.